CAAAAAAUAAAAAAGAAAAAAAAGAAAGAGCAUAAAAUCUAAGUAUAUAUUUGCAUUAAAUCUGUACACAAUCUGAUCCAGCGAUGCAAUAAUUACUGGGGGAGCAAACACAUUAAAAUAGGUCUUGAAGAUCUCUGGUUGCACAGAAGUUGCUGUUUUGCUCAGAAAGAAAAAAUUCAGCUAAUUGGGAUUUGCAAAGAAAAUCAAUAAGCUCUCUUUCUCUCUCUCUCUUUCUGCAGAAAGAUCAUUUCAUUGUAUUUCUCAAUCUCGCGCACAGAAGAGAAAAAAAGAAAGAGGAGAAGAUUGUUAUUAGCAAUAUUAUGGGUAGCAGUUAUUUUGGAGAGCCAAACUUGGGAAAUGAAAGGGGAAGUGGGUCUUCAAGAAAAGGCAAGAAAAAUAACUCAGAUAAGCCUAAACAACCUCAAAGAGGGCUUGGAGUUGCUCAAUUGGAGAAGAUCAGAUUACAUGGCCAAAUGGGUACUAGUUAUCAUCCCUCCCUUCAUAAUCCUUACCCCUCUAAUUUUAACCAGGAGGAUAUGAGAAUGCAAACAGCUUAUUCAUCAGUAGCAUCAUCUUCUUUCUCUUAUUCUUCAUCAUCUGCUGCUUCUUCCGCUUCUUAUGGUUUCCACCCCAACAUCAUGAUGGGGCUUGGUGAUUAUAAUGAAAGAACAAACAUGAUAUAUGGUGAUUCGCAACCCUCCACAGCAGCAAGUUGGAACCCUGGAAGCUUUAUAGAUGCUCAGCAUUUUGCACAACAAGGCUCAACUAGGCACCUUUUAAAUUUACAAGUUGAGGAUGCACAAAAGAAGAGCAAGAAACAUAGGAGCGACUCAAUGGGCUCAAGCAGUCAAAAUUCUGAGUCAAGUGAUACUCAAGAACUAGAUUUGGAGCUGAGAUUGUCAAUUUGAACCAAUAGCAUGAGUUGUGAGAUUGCAAAAUGCUUGAUUUUACAUAUACUACAUGGGAAUUGGAAGUUCACCAUGACCAGUUGGUUUUAAGCAAAGGUGAUGAACUAGUUUGAAGUUUCAUUUUGUAAGGGAUCUUGUGUAAUGAAAGAUAAGUUGACUUUCAGCAUAAGACCAUGAAAUUUUCUUCUUGUUCAUGAGCUAUGAGAGAAAUGAGAAAAAUCAUAGUUCUUAUAAAUUUCUUGCCCUUUCUUGAUUUAGGUCUAGCUAGCCUAGCUAACAGCAUCUUACA
Jatropha curcas is the source of this 1197-nucleotide messenger RNA. Its product is annotated as mediator of RNA polymerase II transcription subunit. Lineage: Eukaryota; Viridiplantae; Streptophyta; Magnoliopsida; Malpighiales; Euphorbiaceae. The record is from RefSeq and is a predicted model, not a curated record. Gene Ontology annotation, molecular function: DNA-binding transcription factor activity.